AUGCAUACUCCAAAAGACCCUCAUCUACAAGCAGUAAAAAUAAUUCUGAGAUACCUUAAAGGCACAAUCAGCCGUGGUUGCCCUUAUGAUCGACGAUCUAUUGGAGGUUAUUGCAUCUUUCUAGGAUCUACUCUCAUCAGUUGGAGUGCAAAGAAGCAAUCAUCUGUGGCAAGAUCCUCAACUGAAGCUCAGUACAGAUCACUCACUUUAACAGCAUCUGAGCUUUCAUGGAUUGCAAAGUUAUUUGCAGAUAUUGGUUUCAAACUUCCCUCUCUUCAAGUCUUAUGGUGUGAUAAUAUAUCUGCCAUAGCACUAUCAAAUAAUCCUGUGUUUCAUUCUAGAACUAAACAUUUUGAGCUAGAUUUCCACUACGUUAGAGAAAAGGUUCUCAAUCAAAAAUUGACUGUGAAGUAUGUUUGUAGUCAAGACCAAAUUGCUGACAUUCACACCAAGUCUUUGAGCAAGCAACGUUUCCUUUUUCUCAGUUACAAGCUUUCACUUCAGUCGCCUCCAUUCAGCUUGAGGGGGUGUAAAGAGACCUCUCUACAAGGAGUCAAACAAGUCAAAAGCACGACUCUUGUACAGUAA
This is a messenger RNA of Prunus armeniaca (apricot), 588 nucleotides long. NCBI's taxonomy places the organism in Eukaryota, Viridiplantae, Streptophyta, Magnoliopsida, Rosales, Rosaceae. The record is from the annotation of a GenBank genome assembly.